GUUGCAUUCUUCUUAUGAUGAUUACCAUGCUAGAGUACUCUAAAAUGGCAGUGGAGCUUGAUGCUGUCUUGGAUACCGAUUCUACUAGUUUAUGAACCAGUUGAGCUUGUUCAACUUUCUUUAAUUGUAAUGUUAAUUUUUGUUUCGUUUGGUUUUGUGUUUUCAGGCAAGCAAAAGAUGUCGUUAAAGGAAUAAAGAAGCGCCUUGGAAGUAAGAAUGCCAAAGUUCAACUUCUUGCUUUGACAGUAAGCCUCGGUAACACCUGACAUCUAUUUUAAGUUCCACACAUAUGUUGAUUGGUUUAGAUGGUUUGUGGACCAAGCAUAAUAUCAGCAUUCUCCCCAAUUGGCAUUGAUAAACUUUUAGGGGUCGUUUGGAUUGAGUAUUUGGGGGUGUUAUUUGUGGUCAAAUAACAGAUUUUGUGUUAUUUGACCCCAAAUAACAUGUUUGGCUGACAAAAAGUGAGAUGCGUUAUUUGGAUGUAAGUGUUUUGCCAAAUAACAGGUUUGAGACCAAAUAACACAAAAAGUGUUGUUUGCCAAAUACUUGGGAGGGGGCAGGUAUUUGCCAAAUAACAAGUUUGAGACCAAAUAUCACAUACCAAAUAACAGGUUUUAUAUUAUGUGGUAUUUGUGUGGUAAUUGACCCCAAACAACAAGUUUGUCAAAUACUCAAUCCAAACGACCCCCUAGUAACUUGAGCCUUUAGAACAGACGAUCUAGGCUCUUCUGGAUGUGUCCGAUAUAUGCAUAUACUUCUCUGCAUCAAUGUUUAGUGGGUUAUUGCAAACCUUUAACCUCUAGAUACUUGUUUUCCAUCAAACUUGUUAGAAGGGAAGCGGCUUCAAGGCUGUAAGGAUAGAUUGGAGGCACAGUAUAUUAUCUAGCUGCUACUAACUUUGUGUUCUGAAUUCUGGUUUCUUUCCUUUUGUCUCGAGGGCAUAAGAUAAUCAAACUUUGGUGGGAUAUUUCCUUUUCGGGGGUUCUGCUGUUGUUGGGGAUAAUUAGUAUAAUGAUUAGGAAUGAGUAUAGUUACCUUCUUUGAAAACUUGAAGAUGAAGACUGUUUACAACUUAGUUUGUGUUCUGAAUUAGUAUCCUUGAAGAUGAAGGCUGUUUACAACUUGGUCUGUACAUUGUAUUCUAGUUAAUGGAGACUAUCAUAAAGAAUUGCGGGGAUAUCGUCCACAUGCAAGUGGCAGAGAGAGGUUUGCUCCAUGACAUGGUGAAAAUAGCGCGGAAAAAGGUAAGGGCUCUUCUACAAUCUGGUUCUCCUACCCAGUGGCAUUUGUUCGGAAGUAUCUUCAUAAUGAUCCUUGGUGCUUGCUUUGUAGCCUGACCUUCAUGUCAAGGAGAAGGUUCUGACUCUGAUAGAUACAUGGCAAGAAGCUUUUGGAGGGCCAAGGGCAAGAUAUCCUCAAUAUUAUGCAGCAUACCAGGAGUUGUUGGUAUGUUCUUCUGACAUAACGUUCCUGUGUGACCCGAUAAUCCAAGUAUCUUGAUAAUUUCAGCAUGUUUCACCAACCAUGUGCGACUUCUCAUUUCAUUGUCUUUGUCUUUGGGGCCAUUAGUAAUUUUAUCAUGGUCUGGCAAUUUCUUUAGUUUAUUAUAUUCAAUCUUUCAGAGAGCUGGGGCAGUGUUUCCUCAGAGAUCGGAGCAAACAGCUCCGGUUUUCACACCUCCACAAACACAACCAUUAUCAUCAUAUCCGAAGAAUCUGCCGAAUCCUGAUGCGAGACCGGAGCCAGCUGAAUCCUCUGAGUCUGAGUUCCCAACCUUGAGGUACAUCUGUGAUUUCUUCAUUUAUACACUAAGUUUAUUCUUUUUACUUUAUAAACAGUUUGUUGUAGUUUGUAUGAUAAUCUUGUCUUCUGGUGUACGUGGCUAAAUAAAGCGACAUAGAUCAGGUUUGAUUAAACAGUCUUCUACAGACGUGAAACUGUAGUUUAUGUUCUUAUAAAUAUGAAGUACUCCAAAUGUUCUUUUUUGUGGCACAUAUCAGUGUGGCAGUACAUCCUGCAUACUCUUUCUUCUAUGUACUGCGAAGUGUGACCAUUGCAUAUCGUGGAUCCGUUUGCUUCCUUGGUUUAUGAGUUGUAUGAUCAUUUAUUUACAAGUCUGGUAAGCUGAAUGCUGCUGGAUGUAAUGAUUUUUCUAAAAUUCAAAGCCACCAGAGUCUCCACAGAGUCGGAUAGUUUUUCCCUUCAGUUUCUAUUUUACCAUAAGCUUCUUGUUGCUAUGUACCCUUCAUGCUAUUGUAAUUUUUUUUAUCCAGCUUAUCGGAAAUCCAAAAUGCACGUGGUAUCAUGGAUGUCCUGGCAGAAAUGCUUAGUGCUAUAGAUCCGGGAAACAAAGAGGUAUGCCUCCCAUUUGUGCAGAAUAAUACACUGAAUUUGUGUGAUGCGUCAAUAAAAGUGUUGAUUGUUCUUGUGUGUUUGAACUUAAGCCGUGAUUUUCAAAGACGUUAUAGUCUCAGAGGACUAUGGAAAGCUCUGUAAUUGCUUCUUCAUGGUCAUAUUGGCAUUCAGGGAUCUCAUGACUAUAGCAGCUUAUGGGGUAGUCAUAGAAUGUAUAGAUCACUGUGCUUUCACAAAAUUUUAUUAUUUUAUUCGUCCAACCAGGAAAUACGUUUCUAAUUCACUCAAUCCUUACAUUUAUUAUUUUUUCCUCUUGAAUAUCUUAGGGUCUAAGGCAGGAAGUCAUAAUUGACCUAGUGGAUCAGUGUCGCACAUACAAGCAAAGAGUGGUGCACCUUGUUAAUUCGACAGCGUAAGCUUCUGUUUGUAUCACUUCGAUUAAGUGAAAUAUUUAUAAAUUGAUCUUUCCACCAUCUUGACUUCUGCUCAUUUUGAUGAACUAAUGUUGGGUCUGCUAAUAAUUCAAAUUUUUUUUUUUUGGCUAGUCCAUUUCUUCUACUCAUACCUUACUUUCUUUUACAAGCUUGUGUAUUUUGCAAAGUUGCUUCUGUUACUAUAGAGCUGAAAUAUAUGCAGUGAGAUAGUAGUUAGGACUUAGGAGAGGUUCGCGAGUCACCUUUUAUUAUUGUCUCAACUGGGUUAUAGGACACCAUGUUAAAGCUGUAUGCAUGGUGCUGAACGAUUACUGAUCAGUACUGUGACAUAGGGUAUCUCUAUUUGGGCGUGAAUGCUGUUUGUUUGAGAUGGUUUUCCUAUUUCCAGGGAUGAAUCACUGCUAUGUCAAGGUUUGGCACUUAAUGAUGACUUGCAGCGUGUUUUAGCCAAACAUGAAGCCAUUUCGUCAGGAACUGUUCUUCCGAAAGAUAAGCCAAAGACGGAUACUCAACCUAGUGGGAGUCUAGUUGAUGUUGAUGGUCCUCUAGUUGAUGUUGCGGGUGCCAAACAGUCUAAUCAGGAGUAAGUGAUUCUUUAUUCAGACAGGUGUUACCAUGUCCUAUGCAGCAUAAUGUACUUCUAAAAUUUAAUAAUUUUUGGGACCCUCCAUAAAAGUUCUUCUAUGAAGUUGUAUUGGAAAUUUGUGUUUGUUUGAACUGUUAUUUUCAAUUUAAGUUAUAGGAUCUCAAUUUUAGACCCGACAAGCACACGUUAAUCAGCACUGUCUUUCUGCAGAUCUCCUUCGAGUUCAAGUGGAGCCAAUCAGCCACUGAACCAGCUAUUGCUUCCUGCACCCCCCACGAGCAAUGGUCCAGCCACUCCAUCAACAGCAGCCAAUCCUAAGAUGGAUCUGUUAAGUGGUGAUGACUUCAGUUCCCCAAAGGCUGGUGACACAUCACUUGCUCUUGUUCCUGUAGGUGAAACACAGGCCACUACUUCUCCUUCUCAGCAGAAUGCACUUGUCCUGUUCGACAUGUUCUCCGACAAUCAACCAAACGGUGUUGCAAACAAUCCUGCCAAUGCUAACAUGCAGCCUACUCCAUUCGAUGGUCAAAAUAACACUAUGACCCAGCAAUUCCAACCACAGCAAAAUUUCCAACCUCCAGAACAACCUGCGAUGUACCCUAAUGGAACCACGCCGAAUAUGGGAUCGCCAUUCAUGCAAGGUUCUGUCCCUGCCUGGAAUGGACAGCUCACCCAGCAGCCUCAACAGCCCGUCUCUCCAGUUUAUGGUAUGUUUCUUGUUUUUGUAUAAUAAUAACAUACUUGUGUUAAUGUCAUCACUUCAUCAUCUUUCUGUUGGUUUUAAGGGUGGGAAAAUGGUCUUGUAGUUUUUGGUUAAUCCGAAACCAACGAGUUAUUUGGUUUAGGUUGUUGAUUUUAGGAAUGGAAAUAUUGGUUUUAGUUUCGGUAAAAUCAGAAUUCUAUUUUGUUUUGGUUUAAAAAGUUCGAGUUUUCUUGGUUUAAAAAGUUUUCUUGGCUUUGGCUAACCAAAAUCAAAACCUAUCCACCAU
Linum trigynum is the source of this 4364-nucleotide messenger RNA. The record is from the annotation of a GenBank genome assembly. Lineage: Eukaryota; Viridiplantae; Streptophyta; Magnoliopsida; Malpighiales; Linaceae.